This is a messenger RNA of Triticum turgidum subsp. durum (durum wheat), 771 nucleotides long. Lineage: Eukaryota; Viridiplantae; Streptophyta; Magnoliopsida; Poales; Poaceae. The record is from the annotation of a GenBank genome assembly.
AUGUAUACUAAUUAUCUCACGUUGUUUAAACAGCAACCACGCAUUCCCGCAUUUGGGGACUGGGAGAACAGCGAGGACGUCCCUUACACACAGAAGUUCGAGGGCGCACGGAAGAACAAGAAAACAGGCGUUUACUCCAAUCCAAAUGAGCCAGGACAUCAGCAGCCCGACCCCCCUCGCAGGUCACCGCUGAACCCAUCAGCAUAUACACCUGAGCCCCGAGAACAGGCUCCCAGGACUCCAUUACAUGGAAGAAGGUCUGGAGCCGACCCCCAUCACCGUGAACCCGCGCCACGAAGGCAUGCAAAUCCUCCGCGGGAGCAAGGGGGGAACGGUGGCAGCGCGCCCAGAAGCCCUUACAGAAAUGCUGCAGGUUCUGCUUCGCCAAUGCAGUCAAACAGUUCAGCAAAGCCGAGGAACAGGGCAGCUGGAAUGCACACUCCAGAGAGGAGGCCUUCGUCGGAAGCGCAGGGCCAGCAAACUCCUGGAAGGGGCAGGACGAGGCAGAGCAACCAAAGCUACAAUCCUGACGAUGAAGUGGCUGUUCCACCAUUUGGUGAGUGGGAUGAGGCGAACGCGGCAUCAGGCGAAAAGUAUACGGGUAUCUUCAACAGGGUGAGGGAUGAUAAACUAUCGCCCGACUCUUCUGCCAGGCAGCAGUCAUCUGGCAAUCGCAAAGACGAAAAUAAGGUGCAACAGGUAUGUAAAAGCAACUCUUUGAGUAAGCUGUCCUCAGCUUCUGCUACCAUCGGUUUGCUUAUCUUUGCUUGA